Cuculus canorus (common cuckoo) is the source of this 1201-nucleotide messenger RNA. RefSeq names its product claudin 10 (gene CLDN10). NCBI's taxonomy places the organism in Eukaryota, Metazoa, Chordata, Aves, Cuculiformes, Cuculidae. Gene Ontology annotation, cellular component: plasma membrane; bicellular tight junction. Gene Ontology annotation, molecular function: structural molecule activity. The transcript has 5 exons. Gene Ontology annotation, biological process: cell adhesion; bicellular tight junction assembly. The record is from RefSeq and is a predicted model, not a curated record. Bases 253 to 939 code for a protein of 228 amino acids.
CCCCGCCGCGCUCCGCCCGCUGCCGCCGCUCCCGGGACUCCGGGGCUCCGCUGUUCCCGGGACUCCGUUUUUUUCCGGGACUCCGCCGCUCCCGGGGCUUCGCUGUUCCCGGGACUCCGUUUUACCCCGGGCUCCGCCGUUCCAGGGACUCCGUUUUUCCUGGGGCUCCGCUGUUCCCGGGACUUCGCCGCUCCCGGGGCUCCGUUUUUCCCGGGACUCCGCCGCUCCUGGGGCUCCGCCGCCGCCGGGCCCAUGGCGAGCACCUCUGCGGAGAUCAUCGCCUUCCUGCUGACCAUCUCGGGCUGGGUGCUGGUCUCCUCCACGCUGCCCACCGAUUAUUGGAAGGUGUCCACCAUCGACGGGACGGUCAUCACCACCGCCACCUUCUGGGCCAACCUCUGGAAGACCUGCGUGACCGAUUCCACCGGCGUCUCCAACUGCAAGGACUUUCCAUCCAUGCUGGCGCUGGACGGUUACAUCCAAGCCUGCAGAGGACUAAUGAUCUCCGCUGUCUGCCUGGGCUUCUUCGGUGCUGUUUUUGGACUGGUUGGGAUGAAGUGUACAAAAGUCGGAGGCUCCGAUCAGACUAAAGCAAAAAUAGCGUGUUUAGCUGGACUGAUCUUCAUACUUUCUGGGUUGUGCUCUAUGACUAGUUGUUCCCUGUAUGCAAACAGGAUUACGUCUGAGUUCUUUGAUCCUUCUUUUGUUGCACAAAAGUAUGAAUUAGGAGCAGCUUUAUUCAUUGGAUGGGCUGGAGCUUCACUCUGCAUAAUUGGUGGCAGUAUAUUCUGCUUCUCAAUAGCUGAAAACAGUAAUACUCCAAGGAGGGGGUACGCAUAUAAUGGAGCCGCAUCUGUGAUGUCUUCUCGUACAAAGGUCCACAACAGUGUCCCAGACAAAACCCCACCAAAGCACUUCGACAAGAACGCUUAUGUUUAAUUGUACUGUUGGAAGAUUCAAAGCGUUUUAAAAACGAGUUUAUACGUUUCGUGCUGAGUGAUUUUCCCCCCAAGCCCAAUGUAAUUACCACUAAGACAAUGACUUUUUAAAACAGUAACUUGCAGCUUUUUACAUAUUGAUGUAAAUUUUAUUAUAUAAUAUUUUAAGAUUAAUGUUGGUAUUGUAAAGUUUAUACCUGGAAAUCAUGAGCUGAUGUUGCUUUCUUGAAAAAAAUAAAUGGGUUAUUUACCAACUCGAUAUC